Lycium ferocissimum is the source of this 805-nucleotide messenger RNA. Its product is annotated as large ribosomal subunit protein uL22y-like. Gene Ontology annotation, molecular function: structural constituent of ribosome. Gene Ontology annotation, biological process: cytoplasmic translation. The transcript is spliced from 7 exons. Gene Ontology annotation, cellular component: ribosome; cytosolic large ribosomal subunit. The record is from RefSeq and is a predicted model, not a curated record. Lineage: Eukaryota; Viridiplantae; Streptophyta; Magnoliopsida; Solanales; Solanaceae. Bases 112 to 633 code for a protein of 173 amino acids.
UUGACAUGUAAAACCCUAUCAUCUUCCCAUUUAAGCUGAAAACCUAACUUUGUAUUUCCUCUCCUUUGGGUUAACAAAGAACGGACUGACCUGAAGCAGCAGCUGGAAGCAAUGGUGAAGUAUUCAAAGGAACCCGAUAACCCCACCAAAUCUUGCAAAUCCAGGGGUUCAAGUCUCAGAGUUCAUUUCAAGAAUACACGAGAGACAGCACAUGCACUUAGGAAGAUGCCGUUGGACAAGGCCAAGAGAUACCUUGAGGAUGUUCUUGCCCACAAACAAGCCAUCCCGUUCACACGCUUUUGUCGUGGGGUUGGUCGUACUGCUCAGGCAAAGAAUCGCCAUUCAAAUGGUCAAGGACGUUGGCCUGUGAAAUCUGCAGGGUUUAUUCUAGAUUUACUCAAAAAUGCUGAGAGCAAUGCUGAGGUUAAAGGCUUGGAUGUGGAUUCACUUUUCAUUUCUCACAUCCAAGUAAAUGAAGCACAAAAACAGAGGCGCCGCACGUACCGAGCUCAUGGACGAAUCAACCCCUAUAUGUCUCACCCUUGCCAUAUUGAGUUGACAUUGUCUGAGAAGGAAGAGUCCGUCAAGAAGGAGCCGGAGACUCAGUUGGCUUCUAGAAAGACAAAGGCGUAAGCAAUGAAUACCGGAAUGCAGAAGAUGUUAAGUUUUAAUGUCGUUAUAGUCUCUGUUAUGAAACAAUUUUGGCAGAUUGAACCAUGUUCCUCCAGAAAUUUGGUUUUGCAUAUUCUUACUUUUCCAAAACUUGAGUUGGAUGUUACCUUAUUCUAUGGCUUAGUUGCUGGAA